AUAAUAUGUAAAAUAAUUUACAGGAGAGAAAAUGGCGGCAGAACCGAGCAAGACGGAAAUCCAGACUCUUUAUAAGAGGCUUCGAGCAAUUCCCACCAACAAGGCCUGUUUCCACUGUGGCGCCAGGAAUCCGAGCUGCGCCAGCAUCACGUAUGGUGUUUUCUUGUGCAUUGACUGCUGCGGGGCCCAGCGCUCCCUGGGCGUCCAUCUCAGCUUCAUCAGGUCCACAGAGCUGGAUUCCAACUGGAGCUGGUUCCAGCUGAGGUGUAUGCAGACGGCCUUUUUCCACCAGCACGGCUGCACAGCCAGUGAUGCCAACAGCAAGUGCAACAGCCGAGCAGCCCAGAUGUACCGGGAGAAGAUCCGGCAGCUGGGGAGCGCGGCCCUGGCCCGGCGUGGCACUGACCUCUGGAUAGACAGCGUGAGCAGCGCUCCUAGCCACUCCCCAGAGAAGAAGGACUCAGUUCUUCAAAGAGCACACUCAGCCCCUGCCUGGGAUGUGCCAGCCGCUGAGCCUGCAGGGAUCCAGCAGCCAGCCCCGUCCGCAGAGAGCAGUGGCCUGGCCCAGCCGGAGCACGGUCCCAACACCGACCUGCUUGGCACCUCGCCCAAGGCACCCCUGGAACUGAAAAGCUCCAUCAUUGGCAGGAAGAAGCCAGCAGCAGCUAAGAAAGGCCUGGGCGCCCAGAAGGUGAGCGGCCGGAGCUUCAGCGAGAUGGAGCGGCAGGCCCAGGUGGCAGAGGAGCUCCGUGAGCAGCAGGCGGCACAUGCCAAGAAGCAGGCCGAGGAGUCCAUGGUCGCCUCCAUGCGUCUGGCCUACCAGGAGCUCCAGCUUGAUCGGAAGAAGGAGGAGAAGCAGCUCCAGAAUCUGGAGGGGAAGAAGCGAGAGCAGGCGGAGCGGCUGGGCAUGGGCUUGGUGAGCCGGAGCUCCGUGUCCCGCUCGGUGCUGUCCGAGAUGCAGGUGAUCGAGCAGGAGACCCCAGUGACCGCCAAGUCCUCCUGCUCGCAACUGGACCUGUUUGAGGACGUUUGGACGUUCACCUCUGGACCCCCAAAGUACAAGGACACCGCCUCUUCCUUGGGGGAAAGUUUUGGUUCCCGCUGGGAUACGGAUACCAUCUGGGGCAUGGAUAGGGUAGAGAAGGAGGCAGAAAUGACCAUCUCGAGCAUCCGGCCCAUUUCGGAAAGAGCCACAAGCCGGAGGGACGUGGAGAGCCGGAGUUCGGGCCUCGAGUCCAGCGAAGCAGGCCAGAAGUUUGCAGGUGCAAAAGCCAUCUCAUCCGACAUGUUCUUUGGGCGGGAGGUGGACGUUGAGUAUGAAGCCAGGUCUCGGCUGCAGCAGCUCACGGGCAGCAGUGCCAUCAGCUCUUCAGACCUCUUUGGGGACGUGCAUGGAGCCCAUGCAGCAGGAAGCAUGUCUCUGGGCAAUGUGCUACCCUUGGAGGACAUCGCCCAGUUUAAGCAGGGUGUCAAGUCUGUGGCCGGCAAGAUGGCUGUGCUGGCCAAUGGCGUGAUGAAUUCUUUGCAGGAUCGCUAUGGUUCCUGCUGAUAGCCCCGUGGCUCAGGUAUCACUGGGGACAGCAGCAAGAAACCCAUGGUUCUCAGGGCAUGGGUGCCUCCUGUGGAAGCUGGGUGGCUUGGUUACCUAAGUGUGUGCUGUACAGGGGGUGGCCCUGGAGGACUCUGGGGAGGGGGACUCCUGUGGAUUGAGCCCCUCCCCUGUGUGCCCUCAGCCUCUCCUCUGUGCAGUGUCCUUCCAGUCCUGCCCCCAGAGCUGCUGCUCACUUGUCCUGCACACUGGAGGGAUUUCGCUCAGGGUGGGAGGCCCAGCCUUUCCCCAUGCAGGGAAAGGGAAAAGUGUACACCUUCUGCUGGCUCCAGGAUCCUUC
This is a messenger RNA of Oryctolagus cuniculus (rabbit), 1889 nucleotides long. NCBI's taxonomy places the organism in Eukaryota, Metazoa, Chordata, Mammalia, Lagomorpha, Leporidae. The record is from RefSeq and is a predicted model, not a curated record.